AUGACGCACGUUGAACACGACAAUGUCAACUGCGCCCUCCUCCUCCCAUUCGUCGACUGCGCCCUCCUCCUCUCCUCCUCCCUCCAAUUCGCCGACUGCGUCCUCCUCCUCCAUGGGCUCGAUCCGAUUCCGCAGCGUGUCGUCCCCAGAGGCGCUGCUGCGCGGGAGGCGGCCGCGGGCACGCUGGGCUCGAUCAGCGGCUUCCCCUCAAGCUUGCGUCCCACAUCGUCGGAUUCCUGCACGGUAUUCGGAUUUUGCUAUUUGCUCGUGUGCUAUUGCAGAUUUGUCAAUGGGCCCAACUUCGUCUCUGGCCAGUCGGGCGCCGGCAACAACUGGGCCAAGGGUCACUACACCGAGGGCACCGAGCUGAUUGACGCCGUGCUCGAUGUCGUCCGCAAGGAGUCUGAGGGCUGCGACUGCCUCCAGGGCUUUAUUUAUACGGCCUAUAUUCUCAAAUAUUCUUUAUAUUCGUCCCGCUGA
This is a messenger RNA of Emiliania huxleyi CCMP1516, 480 nucleotides long. RefSeq names its product beta tubulin. The coding region runs from base 1 to 480 and encodes 159 amino acids. Gene Ontology annotation, biological process: microtubule cytoskeleton organization; mitotic cell cycle. Gene Ontology annotation, cellular component: cytoplasm; microtubule. The record is from RefSeq and is a predicted model, not a curated record. Lineage: Eukaryota; Haptophyta; Isochrysidales; Noelaerhabdaceae. Gene Ontology annotation, molecular function: GTPase activity; structural constituent of cytoskeleton; GTP binding. The transcript is spliced from 5 exons.